Rhodamnia argentea is the source of this 1670-nucleotide messenger RNA. RefSeq lists its product as uncharacterized. Gene Ontology annotation, cellular component: cytoplasm. Gene Ontology annotation, molecular function: carboxy-lyase activity; hydrolase activity. The coding region runs from base 538 to 1290 and encodes 250 amino acids. The transcript is spliced from 10 exons. Gene Ontology annotation, biological process: secondary metabolic process. The record is from RefSeq and is a predicted model, not a curated record. NCBI's taxonomy places the organism in Eukaryota, Viridiplantae, Streptophyta, Magnoliopsida, Myrtales, Myrtaceae.
GCGGGACCGAGGGCAGAGCAUCGUUCUCCACGAAAGUGAUCGAUUCGCACCUGCACGUGUGGGCUUCUCCUGCGGAGGCUGAAGAGAAAUAUCCCUACUUUCCUGGGCAAGAACCGACUUUACCGGGAGAUGUUGAUUUUCUUCUCCAGGUAUGUCUUAUGGUGGUUAAGAAUGUGACAUUCUUGAGAUAAAAGGCGGAGCAGACCCAAUUUGAGAGCUGAUUUAUGCAGAUUUUGGUGUACUUUUACUCUAUUCAUCUUAAAUUAGUUGAGCCAAAGACGAGAACAAAUGUAACUGGAAGUGUCUUCUUACUCGGGAAAUAUGCAUCUAUUUUCCUUUCUUUAGGUAUUUUUUGUGUUAUGGGCAUCAAAAAAUGAAUAUGCGUGAAGGGUUCUUGUUAUUGGGUCAAGAUUAUUGUCACAGAGAAGUAGGGCUAAUCUGGUUAACGUGAAAUGUUUAGACAUAGUGUUAAUUUGUUCAAAGAUGGAUGAGUACAGAAGCAUCUGCCAUCUGCAGAUAAGAUAAUGAACCAAGUGGAUGCACGAAAAGUGUAUGGAUGAAGCAGGCGUAGAUGGUGCUCUCAUUGUGCAACCUAUUAAUCACAAGUUCGACCACUCUUUAGUGACGAGCAUCUUAAAAAAGUAUCCAACUAAAUUUGCUGGUUGUUGCCUUGCCAAUGCUGCAGAAGAUGGAAGUGGGAUUGAGAAGUUGGAGCAGCUUGUUUUGAAGGAUGGUUUUAGAGCUGUUCGUUUCAACCCAUAUCUGUGGCCUUCCGGUCAAAAGAUGACCAAUGAAGUUGGAAAGGCAUUGUUCUCUAAAGCGGGAGAGCUUGGGGUACCUGUGGGCUUCAUGUGCAUGAAAGGCCUCAAUCUCCAUAUUUCAGAAAUCGAGGAGCUGUGCAAAGAAUUUCCUUCGACAGUGGUUUUGCUUGAUCAUUUAGCUUUCUGCAAGCCACCACUAAACGAUGAGGAUAGUCGCACCUUCUCUGAGCUUCUAAGAUUGUCCAGAUACCCUCAGGUGUACGUAAAACUCAGUGCUCUUUUCAGAGUGUCGAGAAUGCCAUUUCCGUACCUCGAUUUAUCUGACCUUCUUUCAAAACUUAUUACCCACUAUGGUGUGAACCGAAUAAUGUGGGGCAGUGACUUCCCAUUCGUAGUACCAGAGUGUGGUUAUAAAGGUGCCAAAGAUGCUCUCUCUCUCAUUGCUGAACAAGUGCCUGUAGCAUCUUCUGAGCUGGAAUGGCUCAUGGGCAGAACAGUCGGGAAGCUCUUCCCAAAUUGCUGGGUCUAAGCAUUCGGUUUAUGAGAACGCCGUGCAACAAAAAAUUUCAGUGCCGUUAGAUAAGGCGAGACAAGAAUUUCAGACGAGGCGCAGAUAGAAAAUGGCUAGGUGUUGUGUUCCAACUUCCCAGGCGAGGAUUUCGUGGUGCUGCGAGGAGUGUUAAAAGGGCAGAGAGUCCAUCCCACUCCCCAUGGGAGGGCUGAUGUGUAUGGUGACCGUUGGUGGAUCACUGCUGUGGUGCCACCACCGUUUAAUUUGCUUCUUUAGGAUCGUUAUGCAAUGACAACUUUAUGUUUUGAAGUUGGUUGGUCUUGUAACUCUAGUUAUUUGAAGUCUCUUUGAAAUACGACUCGCACUACAAUACGUCGGUAAUAGAUGGUUUUGCUCAA